Cucumis melo (muskmelon) is the source of this 1922-nucleotide messenger RNA. RefSeq names its product catalase isozyme 1-like. The transcript is spliced from 8 exons. Gene Ontology annotation, biological process: hydrogen peroxide catabolic process; response to hydrogen peroxide. Gene Ontology annotation, molecular function: heme binding; catalase activity. Bases 166 to 1644 code for a protein of 492 amino acids. NCBI's taxonomy places the organism in Eukaryota, Viridiplantae, Streptophyta, Magnoliopsida, Cucurbitales, Cucurbitaceae. Gene Ontology annotation, cellular component: cytoplasm; plasma membrane; peroxisome. The record is from RefSeq and is a predicted model, not a curated record.
AUGAUGGAGAGAAAAAGACGGGGAUGCCAUUAAUAAAGCGCAAGCUCCGGGCGCUGCUUACUAUAUAUAUAUGAUCUUCACUUUUAACUUUUCGCUUCAUCCAUCAUCGGUGCAUUCUUUUCUGAUUCUCCAGCUAUCUGGGUUUGUCUCUAAUCUGUUCUUGAAAUGGAUCCUUACAAGCAACGACCUUCAAGUGCUUACAACACUCCCUUCUGGACUACUAAUUCUGGUGCUCCUGUGUGGAACAAUAACUCUGCCUUGACCAUUGGAUCCAGAGGACCUAUACUCCUAGAGGAUUACCAUCUUGUGGAAAAACUGGCUAAUUUUGAUAGAGAGCGGAUUCCAGAGCGUGUUGUUCAUGCUAGAGGAGCUAGUGCAAAAGGGUUUUUUGAGGUGACUCAUGAUAUCACCCACCUUACUUGUGCUGAUUUUCUUCGAGCCCCUGGAGUUCAGACUCCAGUUAUUGUUCGUUUCUCCACAGUUAUCCAUGAGCGUGGAAGCCCUGAAACGCUCAGAGAUCCCCGAGGUUUUGCUGUUAAGUUCUACACCAGGGAGGGAAAUUUUGAUCUUGUGGGCAACAACUUUCCUGUAUUUUUCGUCCGUGAUGGUAUGAAAUUUCCAGACAUGGUACAUGCUCUCAAACCGAAUCCCAAGUCUCAUAUCCAGGAAAAUUGGAGAAUCCUUGACUUCUUUUCUCAUCAUCCUGAAAGCCUACACAUGUUCACAUUUCUAUUUGAUGAUCUUGGCAUCCCACAAGAUUACAGGCACAUGGAUGGUUCAGGUGUUAACACUUAUACUCUGAUUAAUAAGGAAGGGAAAGUACACUAUGUGAAAUUUCAUUGGAGGCCUACCUGUGGAGUCAAGUGUUUGUUGGAUGAAGAAGCUAUCCGUGUUGGAGGAAGUAAUCAUAGCCAUGCUACUCAGGAUCUCUAUGAUUCAAUUGAAGCUGGAAGCUACCCUGAAUGGAAGCUUUACAUUCAGACUAUUGACCCAGAUCAUGAAGAUAAAUAUGACUUUGAUCCUGUAGAUGUAACCAAGACUUGGCCCGAGGAUAUCUUGCCCUUGCAGCCAGUUGGCCGCUUGGUUUUGAAUAAGAACAUCGAUAACUUCUUUGCAGAGAAUGAACAACUGGCCUUUUGUCCUGCCAUUAUAGUACCUGGAAUAUACUAUUCAGAUGACAAAUUGCUUCAAACUAGGAUCUUCUCCUACGCAGAUACUCAGAGGCAUCGUCUUGGACCAAACUAUCUCCAACUUCCUGUUAAUGCACCUAAGUGUGCUCAUCACAACAAUCACCAUGACGGUUUCAUGAACUUUAUGCAUCGAGAUGAAGAGGUCAAUUACUUCCCUUCAAGAAUAGAUCCUGCUCACCAUGCCGAGAGGUAUCCUCAACCACCUGCUGUUUACACAGGAAAGCGUGAGAGGUGCGUAAUUGAGAAGGAGAACAACUUCAAGCAGCCGGGAGAAAAAUACAGAUCUUGGCCAGCAGACAGGCAAGAACGAUUUGUGGGUAGAUGGGUGGAUGCAUUAUCCGACCCUCGUGUCACCCACGAGAUCCGUAACAUCUGGAUUUCUUACUGGUCCCAGGCGGACAAGUCUCUGGGCCAGAAGCUUGCAUCUCAUCUCAAUGUGAAGAUAGACACUUGAAGGUACUAUCCACUUGUUCCAUAAAUUAUACGAAAAUGGGUGAAGCGACUCCAUGCUGUUUCAAUUGAUAGCAUGUAAUAAUAAAAAAAAAAAUAUAUAUUUAUAUAGUACACAAAGUUAUUCUAUCAUAUUCUGUCAUGUAAUAAAUUCUUCUUGUAUCUUUCUUUAAACAUUUUACUUUCGUUCGAGUAAGAUGAGAAUGAGAUGCAUCAAGAUAAAUGUAUUUUAAGAUGUAAUCGAAAUAUUGAUCAUGUAAUAAAAUGCUAUUUUCUAUGUAA